This is a messenger RNA of Eriocheir sinensis (Chinese mitten crab), 1730 nucleotides long. RefSeq lists its product as uncharacterized. Bases 89 to 535 code for a protein of 148 amino acids. The transcript is spliced from 4 exons. Lineage: Eukaryota; Metazoa; Arthropoda; Malacostraca; Decapoda; Varunidae. The record is from RefSeq and is a predicted model, not a curated record.
UCGCAGUCUGUGAGGUGAGGCCGGAGAGGGAAGGUUACCCGACUCACGCAGCCCGCCCGACUGUCCGCGCCCCGCCGACACCUCCACCAUGGCCCUCAAGCGGAUAAACAGGGAGUUGAGGGAGUUGGAGAGGAAUCCACCCGGUCAGUGCUCCAUCGGACCCAUCAACAAUGACCCCUUCCACUGCCAGGCCACCCUCAUAGGCCCCGAGGACACACCCUUCCAAGGCGGCCUCUUCGAGUUGAGGAUUGACUUCCCCGACGACUACCCUUUCAAGCCGCCCAAGGUGUGGUUCACGACUAAAAUCUACCACCCCAACAUCAGCACGGAAGGAGGUAUCUGUCUGGACAUACUGCAAAACAACUGGUGUCCUUCACUCUCUAUAGCAGGUGUCAUCCUUACCAUCUGCGCCCUGCUGUCAGACCCCAACCCUGAGGACCCCUGGCGGAGAGACAUCGCGGAGAAAUACAAAACCGAUAGAGGGGCGUACGAGAGGGAGGCGCAGAGGUGGACCCGACUCUACGCCGCCGGGUAGUGGGAAAGUGUGGGGGGGAGGAUGUUGGAAAGGGGGAGAAGGGGGAUCGUGUUUGGGGAAAGGAGGGUUGAAUGGGAGGAAGGGGAUCGACUGCACCUUGAUUUUGAUGGUGGGGGAAAGAGAGAAGGGUUGGGAAGGGUAGGAGAGGGGUUUGAACACUUUGAUUUUGGUAAUUUUGAUGGUGGGGGAAAGAGAGAAGGGUUGGAAAGGGCAGGAGAGGGGUUUGAACACUUUGAUUUUGAUAAUUUUGGUGGCGGGGGAAAGAAGGAAAGGUUGGAUUGGGGAAUGGAGAUUGAAUACUCCUUGAUUUUGACGUGGGGAGAGAAAGGAGGGUUGGAAAGGGGAGGAACAGGGAAUAGAACAGUCUUUGAUUCUGACGUGGGGAGAGAAAGGAGGGUUGGAAAGGGGAGGAACAAGGAAUAGAACAGUCUUUGAUUUUGACGUGGGGAGAGAAAGGAGGGUUGGAAAGGGGAGGAACAAGGAAUAGAACAGUCUUUGAUUUCGAUGUAACUGGGCAAUCGAUGAAAUGUAUUAAGUAGACAUUCUCUUAUGUUAUGAUCUACAGAAGUGAGGAAUCGAACUCUCCUUACUUUUGAUGUUAAUAAUAAAACUAAUAAUGGAACAGUUCCUUUAAGUUCGCAUAUUUCACAGUCUUUUGGAUAUGAAGGAAGACGCGGGAAGAAAGGACGGAUGAUAAAAUGGGAGGAAAUCUCUUAAAAUUAAAAUAAAGACAAAAAAAAAACAAUCUGUGCAACUUGACAUGAGGGAAAGGGUUAGGUGAGGUGGUGUGGGGGCGGGGUGGGGGGGGGGGGGGGAAUGUUAUAAUGUUAUCUAAUCGUCUUAAUGAUAGUGUGUUUACUGUCCAAAUCUCUUUAAGUCAUAGAGUAUAUUUUCCUGUAUGUUCAAACGUCUUAGUUCCGUAUUCUAAGACAUUUCGCCGCCCAAGAACACACAUUUGACAAGGCUUUCGUAGGAGUUGUGGGCAUUUCCAGGGGUAGUUUUAUGACCCUGGUGGUAGUGUGACCCUUCUUCUGUACCGUGAACCUGAAGAAACACUCAUUAGAAUCCGACUGACCCUUUCUUUGACCUUUAGAAAUAGCUGAUGUAAGAAGCGAAAGUAUGUUGUAAUACCGCCCUUAUAUAAGUCUGUUGCGAGUUUUAUGGUCGGCGACGGUCAAUAAAAUAAAUAAACAUC